Molecule: messenger RNA, 1578 nt
Organism: Aspergillus tanneri
Lineage: Eukaryota; Fungi; Ascomycota; Eurotiomycetes; Eurotiales; Aspergillaceae
Exons: 3
Coding region: 1-1578 (525 amino acids)
Source: RefSeq, a predicted model, not a curated record
AUGGCGGGGACAACCACUGCCGCGUAUACCGCAGAUGUUUGGACGUCGGCCGGCACUGUAGAUGGGAGCCAGAACCAGUGGGAUUAUGCCGUCCCAGUUAGACAGAGUAGUACCGUCCGUCGCACCAAGUCCCGAUCGUCACACGACUCUACCCAUGCUCGGUCGCGAGACCGUGCCUCCAGAGGGUCUCGCAGUUCAUCUCUAUCGAGACAUGCCUACGCACAUGACGCAGCACACCUAAAUUCUCGUGGCCGUCAUGAUGCGAACCUCAGCCGUCGCGGAAGCGAAGCCGGGAGCUUGCGAGGCGCGUAUGGACAUGAGAUGGUAACUCACAGUGUCGGGAAUAUCAGAGACUCGGCAGAUACACACAACGAGGGACCUCUAAAACGAGGGGAUAUGAGGGAGGGCAUUGGGUUGUAUUUGAAUGAGCUAGACAACGAGAAUUGGAUCCACCGGGACAAACUGGCGAAGAUCGAAAGUGAAGAGCUGCACCAGGCUACGAUCCUAUUCCACCGCCGAGGGGGAAUAGAGUCCAGUAGGCCUCAACGCGGGAGGAAUCACGAUUUGCACCACCCCGGCACCAGCGUGUCUUCUGUAACUACGCCGCCAACGACCGAGAACGGGGAUGAGCGCCAGAAUUGGGAUCUCCGAAGGCCCGAGGAGAUUGCCGCUGAUGACAAUGCAUCGAGCUUCUAUCAGAAUCCCGGGCUGCGUAAGAGCUCGUCCCGUAUCCCCAUCUCCACGGCGAGCCCGGCACCUAUUUCGCCCGAGCAGCUUGGUCGUGAAUUUCCAAUGCAACGCGCCCGCGGACUCACGAACGGAGAGGAGGAUGUGUUGACGAUCGGGAAACCGCGCAGAGCCAGUGAACCCAUUGUAGUGGAUUCGAUUGGAGAUUCGACGCCCCCGGGUGGGAGUAGACCGGGGAGCCGCGGUAUUCAGACCGGUCAGAAUGGCCCGUCCAAGAAGACAGCCACCAAAGGGAUGUCGGGAUCAGGACCUCGGAAAUCGUCUGCCCCUCCCGCGACGAGAAAAGCUACACCGAGAAGCCGUGCUACGUCCAACAAUCAGCGUCCUACAACACGAUCAGGCGACAACCGUCCAACACAGCCUGUCAAUCGACCUGAAGGUGAUCCUCCAUGGCUGGCGACCAUGUAUAAACCAGACCCGCGUCUUCCUCCGGACCAGCAAAUGCUUCCCACCCACGCACGAAAGUUGCAGCAGGAGCAAUGGGAAAAGGAGGGCAAAACGCCGACAACGUAUGAUCGCGAGUUUGCCCCGUUAGCCAUUGGCCCUGAUGGCAUGCGUCCUAUAGAAGACAAGCUCGAAAAGCAGGAAGAGCCGCAGCCGCAGCCGGAGCCGCAGCCGGAGCCGCCUGAACCAUUGAACCCUGAUGGCGCUCCAGAAGUCCCGCUGCCGUCCAAAAGCCCCGAACCGAAUACACGACCGGGGACGGGAUAUAGCACGAUGCCCAAGCUGCAGGAACCUCCAGCGGGAUUGACGCCUAAAUGGAGUGCGCCUGUUGUCACAGCGCAGGAACCACCCGAAAAGAAGGGUUGUGGAUGCUGCAUUGUGAUGUGA